This is a messenger RNA of Pichia kudriavzevii, 1308 nucleotides long. RefSeq lists its product as uncharacterized. NCBI's taxonomy places the organism in Eukaryota, Fungi, Ascomycota, Pichiomycetes, Pichiales, Pichiaceae. Gene Ontology annotation, cellular component: cytoplasm. Gene Ontology annotation, molecular function: tRNA adenosine(64)-2'-O-ribosylphosphate transferase activity. The transcript has a single exon. Gene Ontology annotation, biological process: charged-tRNA amino acid modification. Bases 1 to 1308 code for a protein of 435 amino acids. The record is from RefSeq and is a predicted model, not a curated record.
AUGGACCCCGAAAUUGAGAAAGAUUUGAAAUCUUUGACGAAAUCUUUGCAUGCGAUUAAUUUGUCACUUCGAAACCGACUAUUAUCAAUUUUGAAGGACGCCAAAUAUGUCAAAGAGGUGAAACAAAAAUUUCCCGACUAUCCACUUAUACCGAAUGACAGAUGUGGAAGAUGGUAUGUGGACCCAAUAGAGUAUGAUGGGAAAUGGAUGCCAUCAUAUUUCAAAUCCACUGAUGGGCACACCAACGAAUGGUCAUUUUCUACACGGCGAUUGAAUCUACACAUUUUGAAGCAAGUUCGGGAGACGAAAGGGAUUCUAAUUGUGGAUUCAACUAGAAGGGGUAAAAAAAUCCCUGACUCGUUUAGUAAAACGAUACCCAUUUGGAUAGCCAUCAUGAACAAAUACAUUGCGCCUGAUAAAUCGUAUGAUGAGCUGCUAUUUACGCCAGAUGAUACCGUCUCAAACUACGAGAGGGAUAGAAUCCUUGAGAGAUUACCCCACUUUCAGAGUGAGAUGAACAAAUAUAAAGAUUUGGUGAUUGAUAACGUUGUCGACCCAAAUGAGAAUGGGCUUUUACGGCCAUAUUGGGUAUACCCUGGAUGUAGAAGACUUGAGAUUGAGCAAGGAUGUUUACCUGUAAUUUUAGUGAGCGCCAGCCAAAGAUCACUGGAUGGUGAGAAUAAGAUGGAAGGCUAUACGUAUGUUCAAGGGGCAGGUGACGAUCAUGAGUUGUGGGGUAGAGGCUUAACCUCCCAGAUGUUUUGGGGCAAUAUCAACGAAUUUUCAGAUAUCUAUCGUAUGAAUGAUGAAGAAGUUGAUGAGAUGGUAAGCAAAAUUGUUAAAGGAGAUCAAAAUAGUGUAGAGGUGGAGACUUUUAACGAAGUGUUCAAAGCCAUUGUCGAAAUUUCACCAACAUUACAUUUUGGGAAGGUUGAUAAGAAUCUUACCGUUGGGGAGAUCAAUGCUAACUACGACACUAUGGUUAUUCUCGAUUCGACAUUCAAACUAAUUGAACCUAGUAAGAAGGUUCACAUUUUUCCUUUAGACAGUGGCUCCAAGAAAUCUGCCAAGGAGCUACGGACGUAUCUGCCCCAAAUCAUACCUUUGAUUAAAGGCCGGACAUUGGUUGCAUGUAAUGAUGGUGAGGAUAUGUCCGUUGCCGUUGUCUUAAGUUACAUGAACAUACACACUCCCAGGAGUGAGAGGUCGAAGGAAACAAUCAGAAGAUCAUUAAUUUCACUAUUACAAUACCGUAAAGUGAAUCCGCAGAGGGCGACAUUAACCUCCGUUAACUCAUUUUUAUUAUAG